GAGGGAGCCCCUGACCCGAGCAAGAAGUGAGGAGAUGGGAAGGAGUGUCCCAGGCCUUCCAAUUGGUUGGAUGAAGUUCCUGGACACGGUGACGGGGACCUACAGAUACUACCAUUCCCCGACCAACCGUGUCCACCUGUACCCGCCGGAGGUCACUGUUCCCCAGACCCCCCCCUCCACGCCGCCAACAGUUAAACAGAAACCCCCGCGGCCCGCUGAACCAGACUCCACCCAGGACCAGGACCGGGAGCAGUCUAAACUGAAACGCUCCUACUCCUCCCCCGAUAUCGCCCAGGACCUGAGAGACGAGGCCCAGAAGAAAACUGUCCCCCCGCCCGCUGAUGUCACACCCACCAUCAACAGAGAGACCAAGUAAGG
This is a messenger RNA of Notothenia coriiceps (black rockcod), 378 nucleotides long. RefSeq names its product ubiquitin carboxyl-terminal hydrolase 8-like. The record is from RefSeq and is a predicted model, not a curated record. Lineage: Eukaryota; Metazoa; Chordata; Actinopteri; Perciformes; Nototheniidae. Bases 35 to 376 code for a protein of 113 amino acids. The transcript has 2 exons.